UGCUCCUUUUAACACACACACAGUAAUGUGAGCAUUUCCUAAAUUUGAAUUUAUAAUUCAAGCACAGAAGCACUGUUUGGGGUGGAUUGUGCAAAGUGACCCAAUUCAAAUGAUUCAAAUGCAUGAUAACAUAAAAGUUAAAUUUUGCAGGAAUAUUCAGGAUGGUAGAAAUUGCUCAGUGAUAAAGAAUUUUAAAAAUCAGGAACUGUGUCCUCAAAUUUAGCCUAUUUGUAUUAUCGAGACAAUAUAAGUCAAAGAAUUUUACACCUUUGUAAUUUAGGCAACAGGCAAUGAAUAGGAAGGUUUUUUCCACAAUAUUACACUCACACCAAUGUACUGACACCAAUGCCUCUAGACCCAGUAGGUAAACAUCAAAAGUAGUGUGAAGAAAAAAUAAAUGAUACUAUGAUACAAAGAAGCAUAAUUAGGCCGUUCUUUGAUUAACCAUAAUAGCAAAUGUAACACAGUUCAAGUUUUCACUGUGAUUCAAAAUUGUGCAAUGUUACAAUGUUGAAAAAUUGGUGGGUUGUAUGUUCUUUGGUAUUUGAUUACAAUAGAUUUUGCUAAAAUAAAAAUAUAUUUUUAAAACACCAGGUGAUAUUGACCAAGGUCAGUUGCUUAUGUUUCCUCAAUAGUUUUUCUGGGUUUCCUGAUUAGUUUAGUAUGUUGUACAAAAUAUAAUGAUUUGGAUUCUGAGAAGAAAUAUCAAAGUGCAUUGCAGUGAUAGACCAUGGAUGUAUAAGAAGAGCUCUUACUAUACAUCCAUGUGAUAGACAGGGAAGAAAUACAGAAAUUGUGUUAAGGGCCACUUGUUUUCUGUGUAGCUGUCAGUCAUCCCGCCUGUAGGUGGCGGCAGCAGCUCAGCUCAGAUGACACUCACGUCCUUCAUCACUUCCACCAAAACAAAUGUUGGGAAGUAGCUGUACCCCCAACUUGCAGAAGCUCUGUGACGAAUUAAAUGAGUGAAAGUUAAGGAAACAGGCUCGUAGUUUGAGGAUGAACACCACUCUGAAGCACUGGAAGGAGGCGGCCACUCUCAUCUUAGCCGCCGGCCAGAGGCUCGGUGCGGACGGUUUGUCGUCAAGGACACCGGCGGCCAGCAGCCUCGGACGGUCACACCUGCCGCACAAGUCCCGCUUUGAUUACGACGUUUUACUGCUGAAACGAAGCAGUAAAAGCGGAUUCAUGCCCAAUGCUUAUGUGUUUCCCGGCGGCAUGGUGGACUCUUCGGACUUUUCGAGUGAAUGGCUGGACAUUUUCAAAUCUUUCAGGAACUCUGUUAAUUUUGGUUUGAGAAGAGUCAAACAGUCUGCGGAGACCAGACCUCCGAUCUUCGCCACUGAUCGGCUGAAACUGGGCUCCCCGAUCCCGGGAGAGGUCGCCUUCCGGAUCUGCGCCCUGAGGGAGACGUUUGAGGAGUCUGGUGUGCUCCUGGUUGUGUCCAAAACAGAGGAGGAGAGUUUGUUGAAAAGCACAGAGGACAGAUGUGCCUCUGAUCAAACACUUCAUUACAAGGUAAACGAGCUGUGCAGUAGUGAACUUACCAAGUGGAGGGCUCUGGUGAACCAAAACCCCUCCAACUUCAUCAGGAUGUGCAGAGAGCUGGAGGUGCUGCCCAACAUCUGGGCUUUACAUGAGUGGGGCAACUGGCUGACUCCCAGCGGCCGAUACGGUGUGCCGAGGUUUGACACAGCUUUCUUCAUCUGCUGCCUGCAGGAGAUCCCCCACACACUGCAGGAUCAGAAGGAAAUAGUGCGCUUUCAGUGGUCCACACCCUCAGAAGUCCUGCAAAGCUACCAGGCACGAGAGUUGUGGAUCGCUCCUCCGCAGUUCUACGAGCUCAGCCGCAUGUGCCGUUUCCCUCUGCUGAACGACCUCCACAAGUUUGCCGGCCAGCGAGCCACAGAAGGCUGCGAGCAGUUGCUGCCUGUUGUUUUCCUAAAAGAUGAACACUACAUAUCUGUGCUGCCAGGCGACAAACUUUACCCGUUGAACAGUUCAGGAGAGGCUGGCGUAGACACCAUAACAGACCUUCAGCUGGAGGAUCCUCUAGAUGAUUCUGCGCUGCACCGCAUCUGUAUCAUGGAUCCAUAUACUACAACUCUACAGAUCACCAUCACACCCAAGUACAACCACCUGCUGCCUGUUGUCGAGCCGGCCUCACCACUUGACUCAAAAAGUGAGCUUUGACGUGCUCCACCUGCUGCACGACACCCUCAACUUGCACACAUAAAGAAAAAAAACUCUUAAAACAAGACAAGUUUAUUUUAUUAUUAUUAUUAUCAUUAAACAUGAAUAUUUACAGCACUGUCUAAAGCAGUUUGAUUGUAUCAGAGAGGCCUUUUUCAUAGCAGAUAUUUGACCUGCCAUAGUAGGAAAAGCACAGGUGUUACUAAUAACAUUAAUGAUGGCUGCAUUCAUUUGUGAGCCAGUUCCAGGCUUCUGGUGUUGUGCAUGCUCACUUACUCAAAGACAUAUAUACAUAGAUGCUGCAUUGACUGCUUCAGCCCAUUGCUGCUAUACGUCACUGUUGCCGCCAUAUUGGACCGGGCAAGACUGCCUGUUAACAAGUACAACUAAACGAGGGAGCUGUGUUUUCUCUGGAUAAAAAAAAGCACUAUAACGUUUACAUUUCUCAACCGAUUUCAAUAAGUUGUUCCUAUAUUCAAGGGUUUAUGAUCUAUGUGGAGUACAAACAGAGGUUUUUGUCUCCAGGUACUUAGAAUCCAGAUAGUUAAGCUACAAUUGCUGCUAGACGCUCAAGAGAGGAGUGUGUAUCAACGUUAGGCAAAGUUACAGUACAUGAACUGACUUACUUAUGAGGUGGAAAAUCAUUCAUUGUCAUAAGGAAUUGUAAAAACUCACGUGUGUCAAGCUUAUUUUCCUUGGUUAAUAUGUGUGGAGACCUGUGUAAUAUAAUUUAAUGUACAUGCAGAAAGUUUUUGACAUAGUGGAAAUGGCUUUUUCUGUCUAUGUUCCCAUCAGUUUAUUUUUUCUUGUGCUCAAGGUCAGAACAGCUCGUUCACUAUGAAAUACUGAAAGAAGUUUGAAAUAGUGGAUCUUUAAGUAUAAUAAUCGACCAUCAUUGGAAAAAAAACGGAACAAUUCCUCAAUUAAUAUUGAGCCAUUCAUGUGUCAUCCCAUUGAAACACUCGAGUGUCCAGGGCCAUCAGAUCUUAACAGUGUUCUUACCUUUUUUUAUGUAAUAAAUCUGUUUUUUGACAAAUCUGAAA
This is a messenger RNA of Thunnus maccoyii (southern bluefin tuna), 3233 nucleotides long. It is a transcript of the gene nudt19, whose product is annotated as nudix (nucleoside diphosphate linked moiety X)-type motif 19. The coding region runs from base 997 to 2190 and encodes 397 amino acids. The record is from RefSeq and is a predicted model, not a curated record. Gene Ontology annotation, cellular component: mitochondrion. Lineage: Eukaryota; Metazoa; Chordata; Actinopteri; Scombriformes; Scombridae. The transcript is spliced from 3 exons. Gene Ontology annotation, molecular function: hydrolase activity, acting on acid anhydrides, in phosphorus-containing anhydrides.